CAGGAACUAAAACAGUCCAUUCUCCAGGAACUCUGCUCCUAACCAACGCAAUCGGAACCCUGGGCAGGAAUCUUGGAUUAUUUUGAUAUGCAGUAAGCAUCGAACUCUUCAGCAGCUGAGACACAGGAUUGAAGAGAGGAGCAUCUUGAACAUUGUUCCCAUCCCCUGUCCCUCCCUGGGCCCACGGCCUCUGCCCCAACACUGGCAGGACAUUUCGACAAGACGCAGUUAUAACUCUCAAACUGUUGGCAUUUUGUGACUAUCUCAGCGCGGACCUUGCGAUGGGGGGGAGCGAGCGCUGAAAGUGAGGGAGCGUUUGACUGUGACUGGUAGCCCACCUUAAAAAGCCCUCUUCCCCCCAGCCCCCAACCACUGGGGAGAGACAGGGGCAAGGGCCAAAGACAGAGACAGAGAGAGAGAGAGACGGGCACCCCUCAACGUCAACAGGGGAAGACAGCACGGAGAGUGGACCAGGAGAUGGGGCCUUCCCUCGGAGUAUUCCCGUUCCCGCUCGCUGUGCUGCAGCUUCUCCUCUGCUUCUGGGUCUGGCCAUGCCUGGCCUUCACCCCCAACCUGACCUGGGCCUGCCCCCCUCCCUGCCAGUGCUGGCCUCCCCCUCGUCGGUCUGUGUCAUGCCGAGGCCUGGGCCUUCCCUCCAUCCCUGGGGGCCUCCCAUCCGACACCCGGGCGCUGGACUUGAGUGGCAACCUCAUAGCCUGGGUGGGCCAGGCUGAGCUGGAUGGGCUGAACAGCCUGGAAGAGCUGGACCUGAGUGGCAACCGGCUGUGGACCGUGGAGGAACAGCAGCCCUUCCUCAGCCUGUCGGCCCUCAGGCUCGAUGCUAACCCCCUGGACUGUGACUGCAGCCUACGCUGGCUCGUGGAGGCUGUGGCUGGAGGGGGUCUGGAUUUAGGAAACCCUCAGUGCUCCAGCCCACCUGAGGCCCGAGGCCGGGCCUUACUGGAGUACGCCCUUGAGGCCUUCCCUUCCCUGUGCGAGGCUGGAACCCAGAGGCCCAGCCUACUCUUCUCAGCUUCAUCUCCUCCUCCUCCUCCUCCUCCUCCUCUUCCUCUUCAGCCCCGCUCACCGACCCUCCUGGACGAAGAGACCCUCCCAGUUGUCUUCACCAUGGGUUCGGCCUGCUUCCUGGGCAGCAUUGCCCUGUGCUUCGGCCUACUCCUAAUCUGGAGCAGGCUACGAGGCCCAGUGCAGCGCACGACAGAGCUAGAGGGAGUGCCGCCAUCCAGUGGCACAGACGCACAGUCCGAAGCCAUCAAGUACACCACAAAAAUGUUCUGAUCCCCAGCCAGAGCUUCAGAAGGUCAGGCCUCAGAUUCCUGGCCUCUGUCCCUGGGCUAAAAACCACUCAGAUGUUCAGCUCACAUCACCAUUGGUUCUGUGUCUACUAUAACUCAGAUAAAAGUCACCCAAAUAUUGAUUUAGACUCCUAGAUCAUACGGCAUGGAAACAGACCCUUCGGCCCAACCAUCCGUGCUGACCAAGUUUACUAAACUGAUCCAGCCCCAUUUGCCAGCAUUUGGCCCCUAUCUCUCUGACCCCUUCCUAUCCAUGUCCCCAUCCAGAUGCCUUUUAAAUGCUGUAACUGUACCAGCCCCCACCCACUUCCUCAGGCAGCUCCUUCCAUACACGCACCACCCUCUGUGUGAAAAAGUUACCCCUCAGGUCCCUUUUACACCUUUCCCCUCUCACCUUAAACCUACGCACCUUGAGUUACCGACUCCCCCACCCUGGGGGGAAAAGACCUUGUCUAU
This is a messenger RNA of Stegostoma tigrinum, 1772 nucleotides long. Its product is annotated as leucine-rich repeat and immunoglobulin-like domain-containing nogo receptor-interacting protein 4. The transcript has 3 exons. Gene Ontology annotation, cellular component: plasma membrane. The coding region runs from base 478 to 1299 and encodes 273 amino acids. The record is from RefSeq and is a predicted model, not a curated record. NCBI's taxonomy places the organism in Eukaryota, Metazoa, Chordata, Chondrichthyes, Orectolobiformes, Stegostomatidae. Gene Ontology annotation, molecular function: protein binding.